CCACUAUCUCCUCACACAGAGAGGCUUGUAAGCUGAAGCCCUCAGCAGUCUCCCUGGUUUUCCUGCGGUUUGUAAUCAAAUCAUGGGAUAGUGGAGUUUGUUUUUUUUUUUUCCAAGUUUUAUUGCUUGAAUUUGGAAUAUGGCUGCGACCCUCUGUGUACACGUUUCCUCUCUCCUGCGGGGAUUACCACAGGAAUAGUGUGUGUGCAUGUGCUUCUGUGUGUGUGUGUGUGUGUGUGUGUGUGUGUUCAGCACUAUGCCUACUUCUGAUGGUGUUGAAUUGAGCGGCAGAAGUGCAUCAUCAUGAGAGGGAGUCACCAUCACCGAGGGUGUGGAUGUCAGCACCUGUUUAGAAAACUACUCAGUAAAUGUGGCUGCUGCUUUAUCAAAGUCAGAGUAGAGUCAUACUCUGUGGCAGGCAGUAAUGGCAGUAUCACACCAUCAGUGGGCUCUGUGCCCCACCAGGCCUCAGGGAGCUCGAGUCCCUGCUCACACUCUUCAUCCGGAGGAUCACGGCACCCCGUCAGCACUCUGAAGAAAUGGCUCACCAAUCCCGUACGCAAGCUGAGCUCUGAUGCCAGAAGUGGAGUGGGGAAAGGCGAGAAGCAGAUGUUUGGGUCAGAUGGGAGGCAACCACCGUUGAUCCUUUCCCACAGUGAGACUCCGCAAAGGCCAAUGGAAAUGCACAAUAACUACACCAUCCUAACCUCUGGAGACACAGAGUGGAAAGAUGGCCUGUUGAAUCCAGCAGCUCAUUGUCCUUUACAUCCAGCUUCUCCAAGCUACUUAUCUGACCUCCUGCAAGGCAGAGACGCACAGAGUCCAAGUCAAAGUAUCAACACUCUCCAACGGGAGGACAGCUGUACUGUAACUGAUGACUCAACCAGCCAGUGUUCUGCUACAGUGGACAGCGAAGAAGAGAAAAACAUUGCCUUAGAGAAGAGCAUAUAUGUGCUGACAGAGCUGAUAGAGACAGAAAGGUUGUAUGUUGAAGAUCUUGGACUCAUAGUGCAGGGUUACAUGGCCACCAUGGCUAAUCAGGGAGUUCCUGAGGACUUGAGAGGGAAGGACAGGAUUGUGUUCGGAAACAUCCACCAGAUCUAUGACUGGCAUAAGGAUUAUUUCCUGGGAGAGUUGGAGAAAUGUGUGGGUGAUCCAGACAGCCUGGCCCGGCUCUUCAUCAAACAUGAACGGCGUCUUCACAUGUAUGUGGUUUACUGUCAAAACAAACCCAAGUCCGAGCACAUUGUCUCUGAAUACAUUGAGACCUACUUUGAGGAUCUAAGGCAGCAGCUGGGUCACAGACUGCAGCUCAAUGACCUGCUUAUCAAACCUGUUCAGAGGAUUAUGAAGUAUCAGCUACUGCUAAAGGACUUCUUGAAGUAUUACAGCAAAGCUGGGAAGGAUGUGGAAGAACUGCAGAGGGCAGUUGAGGUGAUGUGUUUUGUGCCAAAACGGUGUAAUGAUAUGAUGAAUGUGGGAAGGCUCCAAGGUUUUGAGGGGAAAAUCACAGCUCAGGGGAAGUUGCUCCAGCAGGAUACCUUCUCUGUCAGCGAGCAGGAAAGUGGCUUCCUGUCCAAAGCAAGGGAGAGACGGGUUUUCCUGUUUGAGCAGCUGGUCAUCUUCAGUGAGCCAAUUGAUAAGAAAAAAGGUUUCCCUUUGCCUGGGUACACCUUUAAAAACAGCAUCAAGGUGAGCUGCCUGGGUGUGGAGGAGCACUCUGAAGACGAUUCGUGCUGUCUGGUGCUGACUUCCCGGGGGACUGACGGCAGUGUGACACGCUUCAUCAUGCAUGCAUCAUCUCCAGAAAUACAGCAGGCUUGGCUCAGUGAUGUGGUCCAGAUAUUAGAGACUCAGAGGAACUUCCUUAAUGCACUUCAGUCUCCGAUAGAGUACCAACGCAGGGAGAGCAAGUCAAACAGCCUGGGAAGGAUCAUGAAAUCUCCACCUACACCAGCAUCUGGCAUGUGGCCUCACUCUUCAGCAUCGGCGGACAUGCGUCAGCAGCCCUGCUUGCUGCAUUAUAAUACCUCCCUGCCCUCUAUGCAUUCACCCCAACACAGCCCGGCCUCACCAACGCUCAGUUUGUGCUCCGAGGUGAGACAUGACUGCGGCACAUCCAACGGCCUGCCUCCCUGCAGCUAUCACAGCCUACGGGGUGUGCCUGCCAGUUUCCAGACGAUCACAUUCAAUGACGUCGGGACUUACUCAGCGCAUCAACUAAAUAACAUGGAUCAGCUUAAAGAGAGCGAGCAGUAAUGAGCUGCAGUGUCACAUGAACUCAGUUUACCCUUCUGGAGCUGAAGUACCUCGACUGAGUCUGAGUCCUCUGCCAGGACACUUUGUUCCAUUCAUGUACACAGGCUGUCUGAGUCUGAGUGUCUCUGUCUUCACAUAUUAUCUCAAAUUUUCUUUAGGUUUAUUUAUGUGGGGACUACUCUUGUUUUUCAUAGUGGUUUGACUGUGUUCAUUUGAGUGUGUGUGCAUAUACAGUACCAGUCAGCCAUAACAUUAAAACAAGAUGAACUGAAUAAGACUGAUCAUCUCUUCCCUCCUGGGAAACCUUGGGUGGGACCCCCCUCCCCUUCCACGUUAUGGGCAAAAAGCACUCCUUGAGGGAGCUAUACAAUAUUAAACAGGUUAUUUUAAUGUUUUGGCUGAUUGGUGUAAAUACAGGUGUAUAUAUACAUGAAGCGUGUAAAACUGUGGUUUAAAUUCACCACAGAGACUGUGCUUCAUGUUGUGUAUUAUACAUUUCUGCUGAAAAUUCUUUGAUGGAUGUUUGUGUAAUGAGUACGGUAAUCACUUCAUAAGGGAGCGAUUUCACAUUAUUCCCACAGAAAACUGUUCUUAAAUCCCCCCCCUGAGGCAGUGAUUACUCUGUGUCUUCAAAAAACUGUAUCCAUGAAAUCGCAGAGUGACUGUAAAUCCCAGUUUCAGUCCAGGAUCUUAAUCCAUACGAAUUGUGUGUAUCUGUGCAUUCCCUGCAGAUUAGCGAAUAGCUGUGCUUUCCGUCUAGUGGCCUAUUUUAACCCUGCCAUUGUCAGUGUUAUCUGGACUAAACAUAUUUGCAGACUUACACAAAGCGUGUGUCAUAACCGAGCAGAGUGGAAAAAGGGAACAGAGAUAAAACAGAGGUGCUCAUUUGUCACUGCCAUCUUGAAUGUAAAUUAUUUUGUGUUGGAUCAUAUCAGUGAAACUUGUGCUGUCCUGAUACAUGGAAUUAAAGAAGCUGUUCAGA
Archocentrus centrarchus (flier cichlid) is the source of this 3241-nucleotide messenger RNA. RefSeq names its product Rho guanine nucleotide exchange factor (GEF) 25b (gene arhgef25b). Gene Ontology annotation, cellular component: extrinsic component of membrane; plasma membrane; cytoplasm. Lineage: Eukaryota; Metazoa; Chordata; Actinopteri; Cichliformes; Cichlidae. Gene Ontology annotation, molecular function: guanyl-nucleotide exchange factor activity. The record is from RefSeq and is a predicted model, not a curated record. The coding region runs from base 304 to 2259 and encodes 651 amino acids. The transcript has 16 exons. Gene Ontology annotation, biological process: axon guidance.